AUGGACCCCAACACCCUCCACAAGGCCAUCACGCUCGCCUUUACCUCGCGCGACAGGGCGUACGCUCCGUACUCCAAGUUCCGCGUCGGCGCCUCCAUCCUCAUGGAGGACGGCACCCUCGUGGGCGGGUGCAACGUCGAGAACGCCAGCUACGGCGCGGGCAUCUGCGCCGAGCGCACCGCCAUCACAAAGGCUAUCAGCGAGGGCCACUCCCGCGUCCAAGCCGUCAUCGUGACCUCGGACCUCCCCACGCCCACCAUCUCGCCGUGCGGCAUCUGUCGCCAGGUGAUUCGCGAAUUCGCGCCCCUCUCCGCCCCAGUGUACAUGGUCGCGGCGGGGUAUCACGAAAAGUAUGGGCAGCAAGACACGGCGCCCGCGUUCUUGGUCGCGAACGACGGGGAAGCGUUUGCGGUGGCACAGGAUAAGGACAUGGUGUGUACCAUGACCCUGGACGAGCUGCUGCCCAUGAGCUUUGGGCCCGAGCACCUCGUCAGGUAG
Apiotrichum porosum is the source of this 498-nucleotide messenger RNA. RefSeq lists its product as uncharacterized. The transcript is spliced from 5 exons. The record is from RefSeq and is a predicted model, not a curated record. NCBI's taxonomy places the organism in Eukaryota, Fungi, Basidiomycota, Tremellomycetes, Trichosporonales, Trichosporonaceae. Bases 1 to 498 code for a protein of 165 amino acids. Gene Ontology annotation, molecular function: cytidine deaminase activity; zinc ion binding. Gene Ontology annotation, cellular component: cytosol.